AUGAAUUCCAUUACAGACCCUCUUCUGGACCCCCUGCAGUUUGCCUACAGAGCCAACAAGUCUGUAGACGACGCAGUAAACAUGGCACUCCACUUCACCCUCCAGCACCUGGGGGGUAUUCCAUCAACGUUUCCCAAGGACACAGAUUUGAGGAAGAAGUGGGAAGUAACUUUGCGGAGACAAGGAUUCACUGCAAGUGGUUCUUUAGUGCUAUGUAGUCAGCAUUUUCAACAGGGCGAUUUAGAUAGGACCGGGCAGAUUGUCCGACUCCGAGAUGGCGUUAUUCCAUCAGUAUUCAGCUUCCCGGUUCACCUCCAAAGAUUGGAAAAGGGCAGGGCUACGACAACCUCCAGAAGAGCAGAAGAAAGCCUGUCCUUUGCCUCUCAUCGCAGCACAAGGGUUAAGACCAGACUCAAUGAAGCCUUGGCAAGAGUGGAAAGUCUGGAACGAGAGAAGAAGAAUUCCAUGGCCAGAGAAAAGAGGGCAAAGACCACAUUGAAGAGUUUUUUGAGGGAUUUGAGGGAUAAGAACCUCAUUAAUGAAGAGCUCAAAGAGAAGCUUGAAUUCUACUCCAAUCUUCAGAUAGACCUCAUGGCAAAGCAGCGCCAUGAGUACACAAAGGACUACAGAGAGUUUGCGCUCACGCUCCAUCCCCAUGGUCCAAAGACAUACAAAUACCUCAGAGAGACUCGACAUUUUCCCCUCCCACAUCCACAUACAUUACAAAGGUGGCUGCUUUCGGUGGAUGCCAAGUCUGGCCAGAACAAGAUGAUGCUGGAUAUGCUGGAGAGAAGAUGCCAGGCAGACCAGGCUAAAUAUGGACAUGUUUCCCUGAUGUUGGAUGCCAUGUCCAUCAGAAAACAUGUCCACUACAUUCCACAUACCCAGUCAAUGUCUGGUUUUGUAGACUUGGUGGAUGGAAACAAGUUUUUGUUUUCAUGGUUGUCGGUCUACAAGGACAUUGGAAGGCUCCCAUAG
Messenger RNA from Osmerus eperlanus (European smelt), 978 nucleotides. RefSeq names its product THAP domain-containing protein 2-like. NCBI's taxonomy places the organism in Eukaryota, Metazoa, Chordata, Actinopteri, Osmeriformes, Osmeridae. The record is from RefSeq and is a predicted model, not a curated record. The transcript is spliced from 6 exons. The coding region runs from base 1 to 978 and encodes 325 amino acids.